Phytophthora sojae is the source of this 672-nucleotide messenger RNA. RefSeq lists its product as hypothetical. The record is from RefSeq and is a predicted model, not a curated record. The transcript has a single exon. Lineage: Eukaryota; Oomycota; Peronosporomycetes; Peronosporales; Peronosporaceae. Bases 1 to 672 code for a protein of 223 amino acids.
AUGGCCGACGCGAACGGCUUGGCGCCACACUCGGCAUCGGACUACAUCGCCCACCAGAAGCUCGCCCGGGCGAGUCGCGACUGGAAAUACCUCGUUCAACCGUCUGUGAUCGCGGCAUGCCUGGCUGUUACAGGGCGCGUCCUCCUUGGCCCCCUUGUGCUUCUGCUUCUGCUGCUCACCACCAAGUAUUUUUCCAGUGGCUCCGUUCUCAUCAAGGCUGAGGACACCUUCUUCGCCUUCACGGAACAAGACGUCACGAUGGCAGGCGGGUGUUCAGGGUGUAUUGGUCUCUGCAAAGUUAUAGUGCUCAAGUACGCGUUGUUCAACGGGAGCGCGUUCGUGAGCUCGCCCAUAUUCAACGCCUUCGUUGCACUCGGACGUGAUGAAUCGUUGUACGACUUCAGCUCUCUGAGUCCGGAAGCUCUCGAGCUCGGGGACCCGCUCGAUGCGAAUGGGGCCGUUUGCCAAAGCGUCACCAACGAGUGGGGGCUACUCACAACGUGGCCACAGGGACAGCUCAGCAGAUACUGGAAAUCAUCCGCACGCUCGACCUCAGCGUCGCGCCGCAGAUGGUACGCGAGCUCGAGCUCUCCGUUGGCCGUACGGAUGGGUGCGAUACACCCUGGAGCCUACUUUCUCUCACACGACUCUUCAAGUUCCCAAUGCGAGUAG